AUGGUGAGAACGAAGAAGCGACGAAAGUCGCAGUCGCCAGCCCGCGGUACCACUUCAAAGCGCGCACGUGUGAGCUCACCUGGGGUCUCGCAACGCACCCGACACGAAGACCAUGAUCCGCAUUCGUCACGCGCCGGAUCUGUCAAAGAUACAUACUCGGCCCAGAGGCAAAACGGCUCAACAUCACUUCCCACUGGAGAAGACUGGGUGUUUCGCGUGAAGGUCAUCUCGUCCGCCACAGACUUGAGAGAUGAUCUGUUCAGGAAUGCGGUACAAGGACUCGUCCGGAUAUGUUUCCCUGAUGGUAUCCUGGACCAACUGGGACCUCAAGUACUGGAGCAACAUAUGCGCGAAGAGAACGCGCCUGAACGAAACAUCGAGAGAAUGUCGGAGAUUUUCCAGUCUGAGAUGACGCAGCGCAUGGCUUCAAUGCUCGCUUUGCAUCUCGACACGGCUUCGAAACUCGAUACAGUGGUGAAGAACCUGCUGGUAGCUAGUGCAAGAGCUCAUGGGAAUGAUUUUGGAGAUGACGUUUUGGGUCACCUCACCGCUAGUUUACUCAAGCUGAAAACUAGAACUUCUGGACACUCGACGGAAUGGCUAGCCGGAAGUGACGCGGCACAAGAGGUGGACAGUGACGGCAGAGAUACGAGCAACAGCGACGAUUCAGAAGCAGAACCUACACCACCACCGAAAUCAACGAAGAAGAAGAACAAGAGGCAUGAAAAAGAGGUGAAGACAGGACGGUCAAGUGAUGAGGUUCAUGUCGCAAAACCUGCGAAAACGCAUAGCAGCUCGUCAGCAGCCCUGCGUCAGCAACGUAUUCAGAGGAGAAGAGACCGGAAAAUCUCUUCAAAGUGGCAAUGGGACGCCAAUGCACAGGAACUCUCAGACAACGCUAUAGCUCGGAUCUUUUCACGCACCAGCGAUCUGUUUGCUUAUCAUGCGUUACCUAUCUCGAAACGAAAGCUUGGGCCUGAUGCAACAUUGAGUCAGCUUGGCCGUGAGAUGCAGUCUCUACUCGACGAUAUGCCAGCUGAGGAGUUCGAAAAAUGGGUCGAGAGCUUACAGAAGCUGCUCGAUGGCGACCGCGACAUGUUAGAGCGACAGGAGAUACGCACGUCGGCAGACCAGCAGCAGUCGACUCGCGCAACGCCCGCACCUAUUGAAACACGAAGACGCUCUCGGAAGGCUACAAAAGAUACAUCAGACAGUUUAUCAUACCCGGGCUCCGAUCCAGAUAGCGCUAGCAGACCCUCGCGUCCGGAGGCUGUUGUCAAACUCGAGGCUGUCACCAACCUAACAAAACUACCCGAGAACGAUCAAAGAAAGUCGUUAUCGGAAGCUACGACUACCUUUCGAAAUCCUGCAACAGAAAAGCGCCUUGUUCAGGCGGCUAGGCAAGUUAUAGAGGAAGUGAAGGGACGGAAGACUCGGAGUCAUGGAAGCCAACUGGAUGAAGCCCCAUGGGUUGAGGACCAGAUUCCGAUAACGAUGCUGCUUUGGGGUAAGAGCAGCGUUACCCGGUCUCAGCGCCUAGACAUUGCACGAACCAUCAUGGACAAUUUACACCGUCGGAGCCCAGCUGAUGUAAGGCUUUUCUCUUUAAUCGAUAUGUCCCAGCUGAUUCGGUUUAGUGCAUCCGAACCACGGAGGUAG
Alternaria triticimaculans is the source of this 1659-nucleotide messenger RNA. RefSeq lists its product as uncharacterized. Bases 1 to 1659 code for a protein of 552 amino acids. The record is from RefSeq and is a predicted model, not a curated record. The transcript is spliced from 3 exons. NCBI's taxonomy places the organism in Eukaryota, Fungi, Ascomycota, Dothideomycetes, Pleosporales, Pleosporaceae.